AUGUCGUCCCGCGGUGGCCGGAUACCGAGCCGCCCACUGGCGGCGAAUGCGGAGGCCCUCAAACGGAACGUUGAUUGCUUCUACUUCAUCGCAUCCCCGACUACGUGCACGAAGGGAAGUAAAUGUGAGUAUCGUCACAGCGAGGGUGCCAGGUUUAACCCCAAGGAUUGCUUGUACUGGCUAAAGGGAAACUGCUUGAAUCCAAGGUGUACUUUCCGUCAUCGACCACUUGAAUCGCUGUUUGGAAAUCCCAGGGCCAUGGCAGUGCCUGCUGAACCAUCAUCGUCAACAGCAGUUCAAGUUGCAGAUCGUCCACCUCCUAAUAAUAUUAACAGGAAUACUACUCCCUGCUAUUUUUUCAUGAAGGGGAAAUGCUUAAAAGGUGAUGAAUGUCCUUUCAGACAUGGAGUUGGUACUCCAUUAGACCUUCACAAGGACCAGCAAAGCACUCCUAGUGUAAGUGCUGUCAAAGCUGGCCAGUAUCGGUUUCAGUCCAUGGAGGAGGCCCUUGAGUAUUUUAAGAAGGAUAAAGAGCUUAAGGGUGAGUCUUCUCAUGAUCGUAUAGAGGAUUCUGAUUUCUUCCGAGAUGUAGACGAGUGUGCUGCGGCAUGGCUUCAACGUGGAAGGACUUUGGAUUUUCUAGAUCAAUGUAAUGACCCCCAGUCAGAUCAUCAACGGGAGAAAGAUCAGCACACUGAGAACAGGGAGUCUGAAAUGUCCGGGAGCUUACACGGGCGGGAACAGCAAAAGACCUCCUCCGAGUGGACUUUGGACAUAUCAAUGCUCGAGAAAGGAAAAUUGAGGGAGGAGAGCUAUGAUGAGUUAGAUGAUGAACCAGUUCCAAGAUCGGAGACAGAUCAGCACAGGGGCUUGCACGGACGGGAUGAGAAGCUUUUGGAGGGACCAUCAAUGCGGACGAAAAGCAAGCCGAGGGAGGAGAGCAAUGAUGAGUUGGAUCCUUGUGAUCUCCGCCAUCAGUUACCGAGAGUAAGAAGACCAAAAGAUUCGGGACGGGUUAGCGAUCCUGAUGAUCGUGGCAGUCAUCGAUAUGUUCAUGAUGAUAGUUCUCAUGCUCAGCAUUCACAGUGGGAUCGCCAGUCUCUCGGAAGGGGAAGAUCCAAAAGUAUAAUAUCUCUGCCUACCAAAUCUUCACCAGAUCGACCUACUGGCUGGCCGUCUGCGAUAGACACAGACAGAGAAAGGAAAAGAAGAAGAUUAUCGCCAGCCAUGCUGAUGAACGAUCAGGAAAGCUGCGCAAGGUUGGAUGCGGAUUCAAGCUCCGGUGCAAAGAGGACAUCUGGUGGACGGACAGCGGGAAAAGAUGUUGCUUACCCUUCAGAUUUUCCAGGCCCAAAGAGUCUUGCUGAGCUUAGAGGUGCAAAAGCUUCUCAGACCUCCUACGACGAGAAAAGAUUAAGUUCCAGCGAAACUGCAGAUCAUCAGGAAUAUGGAUCCUCCCUCUCUUUCGAAGGCCCACUGCCAUUGAGUGUCAUUCUCCAGAGGAAAAGAGAGGCUGCACCUGAGAAGAGUGCGAUCUCAAGCAAUGGGGAAGGAGAUAAUCAAGGAGAUGCAGAUGAUCAUGCUUGGGAUCCUGCCGAGGAUGGUGGGAAUGUCCCUGAAGCAUCCAAGGGUACGACGGUUGAUGAAGAGGAAGAAGAGGGUAGGAUCGCUAAGGAAUUACUUGAUGGUGCAGAUGAAGUGGUUAAUUAUGAGGAGGCAGCUGAAGGCGAAGAUAAUGAAUACGAGGUGGAUGAAGAUGACUUUGUCAAGAUGGUAGGAGACCUAUUGGUCUGA
Musa acuminata AAA Group (dessert banana) is the source of this 1794-nucleotide messenger RNA. Its product is annotated as zinc finger CCCH domain-containing protein 32-like. Lineage: Eukaryota; Viridiplantae; Streptophyta; Magnoliopsida; Zingiberales; Musaceae. The record is from RefSeq and is a predicted model, not a curated record. Gene Ontology annotation, molecular function: mRNA binding; metal ion binding. The transcript is spliced from 3 exons. The coding region runs from base 1 to 1794 and encodes 597 amino acids.